CCUUAACAUCUUCAUAUUUGGCAAAAAUAAAAAGUGCAAUAAUGCUUAGAAGUUUUGAUUUGACCAUGGAGGCUAUACAGGCUGAUGAGACCUAUCAACUAAGAGACGUGGAUGUGACAAAGAAAGAAAUUUUAUCAAAAGUUUUAGAAAGAUUUAAUAUUGAAAUUAAAUCAGAAAUUGUUGAAUUUAUAUUUUUACACAAAAGAGAAUGGGUAGUAGAUCGAAGAUAUCCUAGAUUCACAUUACUAGGCCAAAGCAUUGGUUCAAUGGUUCUUGGAUAUGAGGCAUUAAAUAAACUUACACCAGAUAUAUAUUUUGAUACAAUGGGUUAUGCAUUUACAUAUCCAAUUGCAAAAAAAUUAUUUGGAUGUAAAGUUUUGGCCUAUGUACAUUAUCCAACUAUAAGAUAUUAUAAAAUUUUUGCAUAUCUUUAUUCAUUAUCUGGUUCAUAUGCAGAUAUAGUUAUGGUCAAUUCCACUUGGACAAAAGGUCACAUAGAUCAACUUUGGGGCAUUAAUAGCAAUAUAGUUUAUCCACCAUGUGAUACGGAUUCUUUAUCUAAAUUACCUUUGGAUGGAAGAGAAAGAAUUAUAGUUAGUGUUGCACAAUUUAGACCAGAGAAAGAUCAUGAACUUCAGUUAAAAUCAUUGCAUUGUUUACUAAGAGAUCAUCAAGAGUUUCGUGAAGGUUCAGGAAAAGUAAAGCUUGUAUUAAUUGGUAGCAGUCGUGAUUUAGCUGAUGAAUCAAGAAUAGAAGCAUUAAAGGAAAAGGUCAAAAAACUUGGUAUAGAAGAAAAUGUUAAAUUUGAGGUGAAUGCUGAUUUCAAUACACUUGUGGAUUGGUUGUCAAAAGCUAAAGUUGGACUACAUACAAUGUGGAAUGAACAUUUUGGAAUUGGUGGCCCUAAGAUGGAUAUUGUCAUUCCAUAUAAUGAUAAAACAACAGGUGGAUUUCUUGCAAAUAAUGAAGAAAAUUUUGCAAAAGAGCUUUACAAAGUAUUUUCUUUAUCAGGGUUUGAAUAUAACAAUAUACAAAUUAAUGCUAGAGAAUGUGCUGUAAAAAAAUUUUCUGAACAAAUAUUUGAAAACUCAAUUUUAACUAUAUUGAGACCUGUCUUGGACCACUGA
This is a messenger RNA of Entrophospora candida, 1127 nucleotides long. The record is from the annotation of a GenBank genome assembly. Lineage: Eukaryota; Fungi; Glomeromycota; Glomeromycetes; Entrophosporales; Entrophosporaceae.